Messenger RNA from Sitophilus oryzae (rice weevil), 3178 nucleotides. RefSeq names its product monocarboxylate transporter 12 (gene Mct1). The record is from RefSeq and is a predicted model, not a curated record. The transcript has 8 exons. Gene Ontology annotation, biological process: monocarboxylic acid transport; transmembrane transport. Lineage: Eukaryota; Metazoa; Arthropoda; Insecta; Coleoptera; Curculionidae. The coding region runs from base 396 to 2150 and encodes 584 amino acids. Gene Ontology annotation, molecular function: monocarboxylic acid transmembrane transporter activity.
UACCAUGGCUUUGGCGUGAAUCACGGUACACUGAUAAAAUAUUAAGUCCCUUUCUUUGGUUUUUGUUUCCAUGUAAAGUUUUUUGAAUUGUUUGAAGAAGUAUGAUUGAAAAUACACGAUCUUCUAGUCAAUGCUCGGCGGGCAUCAGUGAUAACUGCAGAGAUGCGUCCAACAUCCCGCCGUGAAACACGACCAAACAGCGAAACUCUCGCGCGCCUCGCCACAGUUGUUCACGAACCCACAGCGCGGCGACUUUGCGUCCGCUCAGCGUCGUGAGCGUCGAUCCACGUUGCGCCCGACGUCGGCCGCGAAACAUCGCGACAAUUUGACAGAGGAGAGUGUUCAGCUUGGCGAAGAGUGUGUGAGGAGAUAGCUGGAGGCUCGUGAGGAGCGAUAUGUCGCAUCCGGUGCCCAAGAAGAGGGAGGAUGAGGAGGAGAGUGAGACCUCGCCGCCGCCGGAUGGAGGAUGGGGUUGGAUGGUGGUGUUUGGGUCGUUCAUGAUUCACGUUAUAACUGACGGAGUGACCUAUUCCUUUGGGAUAUUCUACGAUGAGUUUCUGGAAUAUUUUAAAGAAGGAAAAUCAACGACGUCCUGGAUAUUAUCUCUUUUAGUUGGCGUUACACUAUGUUCAGGUCCAAUCUCCAGUUCCCUAGUGAACAGAUGGGGCUGCCGAGCCGUGACCAUAGCCGGCGCCAUCCUGGCCUCCGUCUGCAUGGUGAUCUCCUUCUGGGCCCAAAACGUGCUCACGCUAUGCAUCACCAUCGGCAUCGGUACCGGCUUCGGUUUCGGACUCAUCUACCUCCCGGCCAUAGUCAGCGUCACCAUGUACUUCGAAAAAAAACGGUCCCUGGCCACCGGCAUAGCCGUUUGCGGUUCAGGGUUGGGAACCUUCAUUUUCGCACCGAUCAUAUCGAAAUUAUUGGCUGAAUAUGGAUGGAGGGGUAGUAUUUUGAUCAUAGCCGGUAUAGUAUUGGAGAGUAUCAUUUUCGGAGCGCUGUUCAGGCCGCUGGAGAAUGAAAACGGGAAUGGUUCGAAGAAGGAGGAUGUGGUGACGUUGCCGAAGAGGUGUGAGGGGCACGUGGAUAUCCACGUGUCGGAUUACGAGAUUAAUCAACAGCCCAUUCUGCACCUGAACGGGAGCACGAAGAUGAACAGGCCACAUAGUUUUGCUCAUUUUACCUUGCCGAAGAGUUUCAAGCACGAACCCAAUGCGAAUGUUCCCGGAAAGAAGUAUCACGAAGUGUCAAGAUUGGCUUUGAGUCAGCCCAUGUUGACGCAAUCGGAGAUACAUCAUUACAGGUCUCACCAUCACGGAAGCUUCAGAAGACCUUUCGAUAGACCCGAUAUCCUCUACCAAGGUAGCCUAAUGAAUAUUCCCUCAUACCGAUCUCGCCUAGACAUCAAACAUAACGAAAACGGAUUGGAAUCAUACAGAAAACAUCAUCGUCGAAUGUCCAGCGACGAAAGUACCAAAGUUUGUGGUUUGAUUCCUUGCUCUCCCGAAACCAAAGACACCUUACAGGAAAUGCUGGACUUUUCCCUGUUCAAAGACCCGAUCUUCAUCCUUUUCUCGGCAAGUAACUUGCUGACCAGCAUAGGGUUCAACAUACCCUACGUGUACCUAGUGCCUAAAGCCAAAGAAAUGAAGAUGAGUAUCGAAACGGCGGGUAUGCUGAUAUCCAUCAUCGGUGGAGCCAAUACCAUCGGAAGAAUAAUUUUGGGCUACAUUUCGGAUAAGCCUUGGAUCAACAGGUUGCAGAUCUAUAACUGGAGCCUUACUAUUUGUGGUGCAGCUACUUUCUUUAGUGCCUUCUGUGAGUCGUUUUAUUCGCUCGCCGUGUACAGUGCCGUCUUUGGUUUUACGAUAGGAGCCUACGUGGGACUCACGUCUGUCAUUCUUGUCGAUCUCUUAGGACUGGACAAACUGACCAAUGCCUUCGGGCUUUUGCUUCUGUUUCAGGGAAUCGCUUCCCUUGUUGGACCACCGAUAGCAGGUAGUCUAUUUGACAGGACCGGUUCAUACGACCCGGCAUUUUACUUAGCCGGUGUCUCGGUAUGUCUCAGUGGACUAAUUCUGUUCUUCAUACCGCCUAUUCAGAGGUGGCAAGCCAGGAAAGCUACCAAAUCAUUUAAAGAAGAAGAUAUAUAGCAAUUACUAAGCCCGAAUGGGAAAGACAUUAGAAGCUAUAGUAGCGUAUAAAUAUAAUUGUAAAAUGAUGUGUUCCAGUCAUAAAAAAACGUGUUUGUGUUGGGAAUCUUUACGAUCUUAAGUCCCGUCUAGACGUAACGUUUUACCGGUGUCAGGUAAGACGGAUUAAAGACGAGAUACACUAGAAGUUUUACUUGCGGUUUUAGAUCAGUUUUUGGUAAAGGUCAUGGAGAAAGCACUGCUUGUAUUAAUUAUAGCCAUUGUGUUUAGUGAAGUUAUAAUGAAAAAACAUGGAAUUUUACUACAAAAUUGAAUAUUUAUGGUUAAAAUUUUAUUUUUAAACACGCAGAGAUAAUUAUAAAAAUAGUAUCGUUUGGUAAUAAUCAAUAAAUAUCACUAAACAAUUUUCUAAACUUACAUUAUUUUGUGAAACUAUGCAAAAAUACCGUAUUAUCGAAAAAAAAUGGCGUCCAGUUGGCUUGGAAAUGACAAUCGAUGACAUUUCCCAUAUAAUUUUACACAUAAAAUGACAGCGAUCUUCAUUUCAUUGCCAUCGCUGACGCCGUUUUUCUUCGAUCAUACUUAGAUUUUCAAAAAUUGCUUGUUAAAGAUGAUGUAAUAUAUCCAUAAUAUGGCAUAUAUCAGCAACGCCCUGUAUAUUUUUCAAUGUAGGCACAACUGAAUGAUCCCGUAAGUAAAACGUUCGUUUUUUUCGUAUACACACCAGGUUUUUCUUGAUACUUUUUGACUGAACAAAGCAUAACGUAACACUUUAUGUGUAGACUGUUCUUUACAUAAUACAGUGGCCAAAUAACUAGAGUUUUGAAUUUUGUUAUACUUUUUAUUACUUUUUGUACUUACCAACUAACUAGAGACUACCUCGCACAUCACGUAAAGAUUCUAUAUAACACAUCCUAUUACGUGAUCAAAUAAAAAGAGCGUCAGAAUAAGCCUAGAAAUGUUAUUACUACGCCUACUCUAACGCUCUUUUAUUUCGGUAAUUCGAUAUUUUUAUGACGAGAAAAAAA